This is a messenger RNA of Solanum tuberosum (potato), 823 nucleotides long. Its product is annotated as ethylene-responsive transcription factor ERF011-like. The coding region runs from base 145 to 669 and encodes 174 amino acids. The record is from RefSeq and is a predicted model, not a curated record. NCBI's taxonomy places the organism in Eukaryota, Viridiplantae, Streptophyta, Magnoliopsida, Solanales, Solanaceae. Gene Ontology annotation, molecular function: DNA-binding transcription factor activity; DNA binding. Gene Ontology annotation, biological process: regulation of DNA-templated transcription. The transcript has a single exon.
UUCCCUUAAAAAUAAAAUCAACGUGGAAAACCAUAGUACCCAAAUUGUGGCCAACGCCCAUUUCUCUUUCAUGGGCAUUCCUCUAGAUUACAGGGAAAUUUUUUGUUCCAAUUAACCCCAAAAAUUGAUAAGGAAAGAGGAAAAAUGGAGGUUGACGGCGUCAGAAGCGGCGAUGCUGGGGUGGUUGGAGGCGGAGGAGGAGGAGGAGGAGGGUGUUGCUCCGGGAAGAGAAAAAACGAGAGGGCUUACAAAGGAAUAAGGAUGAGAAAAUGGGGGAAAUGGGUUGCUGAAAUCCGAGAGCCAAAUAAACGGUCGAGGAUAUGGUUGGGCUCGUAUACGACGCCUGUUGCAGCUGCAAGAGCAUACGAUACAGCUGUUUACUAUCUCCGGGGGCCAUCGGCCCGGUUAAAUUUCCCGGAGCUGUUAGUCGGUGAUAGCGGCGAACUCAGUGAUUUGUCUGCUGAUGCAAUUCGUAAGAAGGCUGUUGAAGUAGGUGCUAGAGUUGACGCUAUCCAGAGUUCAAUGGCUAUUUCCGAUGAUGACGGCGACGGCGAUAAUCAGCUACGGCGACAUGAAAGCCCGGCCCGAUUAAAGCCUUGUUGGUUUCAGGAAAAGCCUGAUUUAAACUUGAAGCCCGAGCCCGAAGGCCCGGAAUUUGAUUAUUGGUGAGCUGUUUAGGACUGUUUUUAUUUUUCUGAAUUAUUAUCUUUUUUCUUUUUUUUAAUUUAAAUUUUGAGCUUAAUAUAAUCUGAGUACAACUGUACUUAUGUUGUAACAUGUAAAUAUAGUCUUUGUCAAAUGCAAUUUUAGCAUUUUUUUUUUU